UGGAAACUCGGAAGGUCCAGUUCGGAGUGCAGGCAAGACAGAAAACCUUGCGAUCGCCGAACGUAUUUGGGUCCUCCCCUGCACAGUUUUUCCCAGGAUACGGACUCACCAGCCGAUGGAACUUAAAAGUACAGGUGUAUUUUUACGACAAUUAUUUGAAACACCUCGACUGCACACAGAUCUCCAAAAUCUGAUCUCCAUUUAUCGAAUUAUCUAAAUUCUAAAACCAAUUGGCUGCAACAGUGAUAAUCUGAUUUCAGACAAGGAACUGAUCAGUGUUGGCAAACGGUGACUGAACCAUGUCUGAAAAGGCUGAAGCUUCCCUGGAGCUGACGAAGUCUGCUGUUGAGGCUGUACAGGGAGUGAUGGCUUUCAUCGAAUCAGCGGAGAAGCUGGCUUCCACAUGCGGGGUGUUCGGUCCCCUCAUAAGUUUAGCCGCGGCCAUUGUCAAACUAGCCCUAGGCAACGUGGACAGCCCAGAGCUGACCUACAUGAAAGAGCAGUUCCAGAUCGUCAGGAACAAGCUGGAUGUCAUUUCUGACCAGAUCAACGAUGUCAUUCGGGAGGUCUGGAAAAACACGAUGGACAGCCAGUAUUCCCCCAUUGAAGAAAACAUAAAGAACCAGUUUCGGAAGUACAUGGACAUCCUCCACGCGAAGCCACAGUACCGGCAGGCUGAGAAGGAAGAGUUUCUCAAACACUUCGACGUGAGCAAGGGGGACCAGAAUCUCAACACUCUCUACGAUGCUGUGAUGGGUUACUCGAUCGUCUUCAGCAAACCCAUCCUGGACACCGUCAUGAAAUGUGACCAGAGGAACCGGCGCCAGAUGGAGCAGUUCUGUGCCCGUCUGAAGAACCUCUUCUGUAUCGGCAUGAUACCCUUGCUGGCUCAUGCGGCCAUCUCCGGGAACGACGUAAAGGAGCUGGAGAAACAUUGGAACGAGAAAUUGUCCAAGGUCGACGAGAAAAUGAAAUCCAUGAUAGAUCGCUGCAUCAAUGAGUUUGCGGAGCAGGCGAAGAUAGAUAUAGAGAGAUUCGUAAAGGAGAAGGAAGGGAGAGAUAAUGACCAAUGCUCAUCCUAUGUAUUGGAAAAAUUAAAAAAAAAGUAUGAUUGGGUCUGCUGGUCAGUGCGAGUCUAUAAUCCCGUCGGGGGAUUUGAUAAUCACUGUCUCGUUGCCUGUAACUUCAUUUGCUUUUUCAGGCUCAACAAUGUUAAUAUUGUUGUCGCCUACAGCACUGACCCAAAGGCAGUUGAUGAGGGCCUCGUCAGGCAGCUAAUGGAAGGGAGAGACCACGUCAAUGAUGCCAGAGAAGUGGCCGUACAUGUAUGCCAUGGUCUCCCCGCUGGGCACGGUGUCCACGCAGUGAGACGGUAUAAAGGUCUAUGCUGCGCCUCGAGCUUUCCCGCUGGAUGUGAUUUCUGUCAGGACUAUAGUGGUGUUACCCUGUACGUUCACCGAGCAUAAACCUAUGAUUGUAUGGGGCACACCAUAUAACUCCCCACUGCGCCCCAAAUCACGCGUAUAUUACCCUGCUAUCCAUCACACGCAAAAUUCAAAAACAGCAUUGUGCCAUUUAACCUCAGCGUCACCAACAUUCUGUAGUAUCUCUCCCCUUCCCGACCUGAGUUCCGACUGCAGGACUCAGGUCACCCCUGACACAGCUCCCAGAACGCUAACUUGAAGUGCUACCGCCAGCAGUGUGAUUCACUGAAUUAUUGAGCCUGACACUGCCCGCUUCCUGACGCCCCUUUAUAAAAUGCACUGGCACUCUUCCUCACCCUUAACGGUUCUGUCACGACAGGUGCUAAACAUAUGAGAGCCUUGCAAACUCCUUGCAGUCCUCCUUCCUCACCCGAGGGCCGGAGGUUUUCUUUUUUUGCGAUGGGUCAGUGAGGAAGGCAUACAUGGGGUCAAAAGCAGUCUGAAAGAACAACCGUACUCCCACGGCGACAGGGUGGUGACAUCGGAGCGGGUUUGCUAUGCCACCGCCGUCAAAUGGCGACCAGAUAAUAACUCGCCCACAGGCUUCUCUCCCCCAGUAUUCACCUUUCAGUCUUCAGAUCCGUUACCUGAGCCUUUGCCGGGUUGAAGCUGCGGCACGGGCGGGGCAAGGAAUACCAAAGACUAACAGUUGAUCAGCCGGAACGCCAAGCUGUGGUUCCGUCAGGCCAAAAACCGUGCUUCCCCACAGAGGGGCAAUUUCAACUGUACUUUGUUUCUGCGAUAAUCUGAUCUGUGCUGCUUGUGCUGCCUGCAACAAUGAAAUCGUUCAAAUAGAUUUACUUUAAACUGUACCAGAUUUAUGUAAUGGCUGGGUUUUACUUAUACUGAUUUCUUGGAACUAAGAAAUAAAACUGAUUGUUAGACUGUUUGGGACUGAGCUAAAUAAACGGAAAUGAAAUGCUCAAAAUCUGAUAA
Molecule: messenger RNA, 2420 nt
Organism: Mobula hypostoma (lesser devil ray)
Lineage: Eukaryota; Metazoa; Chordata; Chondrichthyes; Myliobatiformes; Myliobatidae
Product: protein rapunzel-like
Exons: 3
Coding region: 300-1466 (388 amino acids)
Source: RefSeq, a predicted model, not a curated record